This is a messenger RNA of Helianthus annuus (common sunflower), 819 nucleotides long. Its product is annotated as WAS/WASL-interacting protein family member 1-like. Lineage: Eukaryota; Viridiplantae; Streptophyta; Magnoliopsida; Asterales; Asteraceae. Bases 1 to 819 code for a protein of 272 amino acids. The record is from RefSeq and is a predicted model, not a curated record. The transcript has 2 exons.
AUGAGGACAGCUGCUUGUGCAGCCUGUUCCACCGCCUUAGAAGCCUUGUUUUCGAUUCCAGGGGCUGCACCAGUGGAACAGAAAAUGCCGCCACGAUUCAGAAGAGGAGGACGAGGCAAGGCGCCAUUCACCAACCAUGAUCAUGAAGCUGGACCUUCUCACCGGCGAACUCCAUCAGUAACAAUGAGCACUAGUCCCCAGGAAGAUUGGAGGACAUACUUAGAGCCCGCAAGGCGUUCAGUCUCGCUAAGCUCUUCGCCUUCGUACCAUCACUCUUUUGGGCUGCAAUCGGAGAACGAGCCCAAUAAUUCUCAUCACUCAUACCUACCACUGCAGCGGUCGGGGUCGUACCAUGCGUUUCAAGACCCGACCCCAUAUUUCCAGAGCCGGUUUAACCUGAAAAAUCAGAUUGAAGAACCUAUGGGUCAUAACCCAUUGGGCCCAGAAGACCAUUUCCCUGGAGCUCAGGACAUGGAGAUGGAUGAUGAUCCGGAUCCCGCCGAACCUCCAUCUGGGACACCUACUCACCCCAUCGAGAUUUCGGAUGAGUCAUCUUUUCAUGGAUCACCUUAUCGUGGUCCAGACAGCUAUGAGGCAAGAUUUGCCCAAUAUGAUUGGGUGUUUACUCCCUCCUAUAGCCCAGCACCUCAGCAGCAGCAGGAUCCCUCUGAGGAUUCUCGUUUCCAGGCAGUUACUCCACCGCCACCGCCGCCAGAGCAGCAGCCGCCUCCGGAGCCACCAAGGCGGAGAAGAUCAAAUGCACGGAUGUCCAGUGGCAGUCGCUACCCGCCAAUGUAUGAAGACCCGUGUUGGGAUUGA